AUGGCUGGAGAACACGGAAAUAACGACAGUUCUAGCGUUAACACCUUGCAAGCCGCCGUGGUAGAAAUACGGCGCUUACAGACACAGAUUGCGGCCAUCGAGGCCGAAGGGACACAUGAGAAAGAAAAAGCGAAAAUGAUCUCAGAAGAGGAGGAAGGAGAGAGCAUCAUGGAUGUACAGCCUUUGGCGCAGCACUUAUGGGAUACCCAAGUAAUGGAAGCAAUCAAGGUUCCUCACCUUCCUACCUUUGACGGAAAAACUGACCCUCGAGAGCAUCUGAUGGCAAUUGGAACACAAACCGCCAUAAUCAACGCUCCGGAACACCUGAAAUGUAAACUACUAGCCGGCACCUUCAAGGAUUUCGCCGGAUCGAAACACGUGAAAGUCACAUCAACUAGCCUUUUUUCCAUUCGCCAAAACCACGGCGAAUCAUUGCGUAGUUUUUUGGCCAGAUUUAGCGAAGCUACCAUUAAGGUCUCAAAUCCAAACCAGGAAAUGUUCGUGGCGGCCUUUCACAAUGGGCUAAAAGCAGGACAUUUCAACGAAUCCUUAGCCCAAAAACCAGCCUCGUCAAUGCAGGAAAUAAACAAGAGAGCGGAGUGUUAUAUAAAGGGUGAGGAGAGUAACGCCGAGAAAAGGCAAAGAGACGCCAAGGAGAGGGAGUAUAUGGGACGUGCUACCAAAGUGCCAGAACACCCGCGACCAAAAGCGGGAAACCAUCAAGGAGACCCAUGGCAAAGGCACCACGGUAAACCCUACCGUCAACCGCCCAGGAGAGAGUUCAGAAAUCACCCCGCCAAUGAAGACUUUACGCCAUUAAAUGCCUCAAAAGUUUACGUUUUAAAUGAAAUUCUGGCCAGUGGUUUGGCAAACCUCCCCCCAAAAAGAACCAACAACAUUCCAUUGGGGCUCAAUGAUAACGCCUGGUGCGCCUACCACAGGUGUAGAGGUCAUUCUACGGAAAAGUGCUUCCGCCUAAGAGAUUUAAUCGAAGAACUGAUUAAAAGCGGACACCUCCGGAGGUUCAUAGACGAUGCAGCUCAAGGCCGGGUCGUCGUGCCCAAAAUCCCCAGACAAGAGCCACGGGAUCCCCCAGGGCCAAGUAGAGAGCCUCCAAAGGAAAGGAUCUCUGUGAAUACAAUAGCAGGAGGAUUCUCAGGAGGAGGUGAGUCAAGCUCAGCAAGGAAAAGAUAUGUACGCCGAGCCAUCUCGGAGAUAUACCUCGUAAGACAACCCCAACCACUCGACGUUCCGGAUUUGGCAUUUACUGCAAAGGAUGGACUGGAGGUAGCGCCUCAUGAUGAUGACCCCUUAGUAAUACAAGUCCAAAUUCUGAACUGCGAUGUAAAGAGAGUAUUGAUCGACUCAGGGAGUUCAGCGGACAUUAUGUACUGGGAAGCUUUCAAGGCCAUGCAACUAGCGGAGGAGCAAUUGCAACCAUACGCAGGAGCUCUGGUUGGUUUUUCCGGAGAACAAGUAGAUGUAAUGGGCUACGCCUCACUACUCACUACCUUUGGAGAGGGUAGUAAUGCCAAAACUAUCAAAGUGCGAUAUCUGGUAGUCAAAACUCCUUUCACCUCCUACAACAUUAUCAUAGGAAGACCUACUUUUAACACAUUGGGGGCGGCCAUGUCCACUCUGUACCUAGCAAUUAAAUACCCUCUCGAUAACGGAGGAGUAGGAACAGUUAGAGGCGAUCAGAUCCUCGCCAAAAAAUGUUACGAGUCCAGCUUAAAGAUACGGCAUCGAGCAUCCAAUACAAAUGGAGCAUCCGAAAGAAGACAAGCCACAGUUCCGGGUGGCAUAAACAUCAUAGAAAAUUCAGACAUGGACCCAAGGGAAGAAUUUCAAGAUAGAAGGGUGAGCCCUAUAGAAGACCUGGAGCAAGUUCAAAUCGGCGAUCACCCACACCAGACAACCAGUUUAGGAACGGCGUUGCCCAAUGAGGAGAGAAGAAGAAUCAUCAAAAUCUUGAAGGACAACGCUGAUCUAUUUGCAUGGAAACCCUCAGAUAUGCCAGGGAUAGAUGAAGGGGUGAUAACACAUAAACUAUCAAUAUCACCCAACACAAAAACAGUCUCCCAAAGAAAAAGAAAGGUUGGGGAGGAAAGGCGAGCUGCAAUAGCGGAAGAAGUGGAGAAACUAAAGGAGGCUGGAUUCAUUGAAGAAAUAAAAUACCCCUCGUGGUUGGCAAACGUCGUCAUGGUGAAAAAGGCCAACGGAAAGUGGAGGAUGUGA
Messenger RNA from Trifolium pratense (red clover), 2238 nucleotides. RefSeq lists its product as uncharacterized. The transcript is spliced from 2 exons. The record is from RefSeq and is a predicted model, not a curated record. Lineage: Eukaryota; Viridiplantae; Streptophyta; Magnoliopsida; Fabales; Fabaceae. Bases 1 to 2238 code for a protein of 745 amino acids.